GAAGUACAGCCACGCUUUUCUUCACAAACACACACACACACACACACAGGUCAACUACUUGUUGUUCUCUAUUGUUACACACUGAGCCACAGUCACUGCGGAGUUAGCACUUAGCAUCAGACGUUUGCCUAUACUUUAGCUAAGUUAGCUCACCGAUGCUAACGUUAGCCCCGCUCGGCUAACCGUGGAAACGAGCCCUAAACACGAUUGUGUGACGUCAGCGGCAGACCUCGGCUAGUGAUGUCUGGAGCUGGAGGGAUAAUGCAGGACUAUCGGCUAGACAUGUCUGGGGCUGGAGAGAAGAUGCAGGACUAUCGGCUAGACAUGUCUGGGGCUGGAGAGAAGAUGCAGGACUAUCGGCUAGACAUGUCUGGGGCUGUAGAGAAGAUGCAGGACUGUCGGCUAGUGAUGUCUGAGGCUAAAGAGAAGAUUCAGGACUUUCUCGGCUUUGCCUCGGAGGUCUUCAGCUCGACCCCUCUGAAGAGCAGCGGUCGGGAGGGACAUGUCCACGCACCCGGGGGCAUGGGAGACGGAGUCCUGUCCGAGGACGAGGACACGUUCUCCCUGCUGUCCCCCAUCUACCAUGACAGUUUUGAGAGUGAGGAGGAGGAGGAGGAGGAUCUGGAGCUCAGUCCGGCUGAGGAGGACUCACCCCGGCAGAGCCUCCAGUCCGGACUCAGCCUCUCUCCAGUCAGGUGUGAGCUUCCAAAAAGACCCGUUGAGCAGUUGUUAAGGUCGGCGGUGCAGCCUGCGGCCUCACCCACACUGGGUGCAUGGGAGAUGUGGCUGGUGAACAAAGCCAAAAAGGAUCGACUCGAACUGGAAAAGAAAGCCGAGAAGGAGGGCUUACUUAAGGAAAAACAAAAACAAGAAGAAAGGGAGCGUGAGCGGAAAAAGAAGGUCAUGGAAGAGAAGAUCCAAGAGUGGCUUAAGAUCAAAACAGAUCAGGAGAAACAUGAGCAGCUUGUGAAACAGUGGAAGGAGGAGGAGGAGAUGCAGUGGCGGUUGGAAAAUCAGAGGGAGAUUGAACAGAAAGCUCAGCUGAAGUACAGAGCCUGGCUGCAGAAGAAGAACCGAGAAAAAGUAGAAAAAGAAAAACAGGAGAAAGAGGAAGCUGAACUGAAGGAGGAGCAGGAAAAAGAGCGCCGCAAGAGGGCAGAGCAGAAGUUUAAGGAAUGGGUGACGGCGACCAAUGAAAAAAGCAGAACAGUUCCCAAAUCACCUUGCUGCCCUACUACAAGUCCCUAUGACAAAACCUACCCAUCACCCAGCUACGUCAAUCCCAUCCCAUGGAAGCCGAUUCACACACCACCUCCAGAGACAUCACUGAAGAAGACCACUGGGAAUAAACCUCAGAAACAAAGAAAAAACCAGCAAAGCUCCAGGACGACUUAUAGACUUAGAAAUGUGGUGAGUGCUGCACAGAUGCUGCCGGGGAGAUGACACAGCAGAGUCUGUGACACUGCAGCUUUGUUUCGGUUCAACCACAGCUCCUGAACUGACACCAUGAUGAGUCACAGCAGGAUUUCUGUUCUCUAAUAUGGUAAUCGAGACAUGGUCCAUCAUGUCCUGUUGACGUUUUUCAUUAUUGUCUUUGAAUUAUACACCGGAGCAAUUUGUUGAAUGCAUUUAAUGUAAAGUUUAAGUAAUUAUACUGUUGAAUAUUCAGGUUUUAGUAUGUUUACAUGAUUUAAACAUGAUCUAACCCAACAGAUGUUAAUAGGUUGUUCUGAUACUUUGAUCAGCUUUCAUAUUCUAAGAUGGCUACAGCCACAUCACCCUAUCUUAUUCUCGCUCUGUAUAAAUUAACAAAGCUUGUUAUUGCAAUAAAUAGACUAUAAACAUCUC
Molecule: messenger RNA, 1848 nt
Organism: Limanda limanda (common dab)
Lineage: Eukaryota; Metazoa; Chordata; Actinopteri; Pleuronectiformes; Pleuronectidae
Gene: ccdc34
Product: coiled-coil domain containing 34
Exons: 7
Coding region: 241-1443 (400 amino acids)
Source: RefSeq, a predicted model, not a curated record